GGUGGGUCUGCUGACUAAUGAUUCAUGUUUGAAUUGUCAGACAGAAGCAGGAACAUUUCUGCAUGCAAAUCUGGGAAUGUAAAUUGGUCAACCCAUUUUGGAAAAAGUUGUGGAUCACAUAGAUACUGCUAUAAUUAAACCAGAGUGGAGCAUCCAUUAUCCUUACCAAAGGAGGAUUAAAUUUUUCUUAUUGGGUUAUUAGUAUUCAAUUAUGGCAGCCUAGACACCUUCAAAAGGGAUGUCCAAGAUGGGGGGAGGGGUUUGAGAGUAUAUAUCCCUUGGUCUGUGUGUGUGUGUGUGUGUGUGUGUGUGUGUGUGUGUGUGUGUUUGGGCUUGAGAUACUUAUUUAAUUUCUAAUGUUAGUACACAUAAUCACUUACCACAUGUUUAAGUUUAAAUGGCUAGUUGAUUUAUUAGACAUGUCUUCGCUAAAUAUACAAGGUAAUAAAGUGUGUACUGAUCCUGGGUGAUGUGACCACAGGGUAAUAUUCUGAUUAUUGAUUUAAGGAUGCAUUUUGAUAAAAUUUUAAUAGAAUAGUCCAUCCUUUUUUCUGCACAGGAUGUGUUUUGUUGGCCGUACAUUCACUGGGACUCUUACUGAAAGGUUCAGAGGUAGCACUCACUGCUAGGUACAGGUAAAAUCCACCCAGGUGUUAAGUCUGGGCUACAUGUAGGAAACAGGUUGUUGGAAGAAAAGAAAUGACGUAUCCCCAGGCACGUCAUGCAGUUUGUAUCCAGUACAGUGUAAUGAUAGUGGUUACUGGACUGGUAAUUAAGUUUCACACUUAGCCAAGCUUCACUUUCUUUUUUCGGUCUCUUUACUGUUUCUGUUUUUUGAUUUGAGUUGAUUAUCUGUUGCAGUGUGAGUGAGUGUGUCGGUGUGAGAAAGCAAGACCUUGGGUUUUCUCAAACCCCUCUCCCUUUGACGGACAUUUCUUUUGCCUUAUAUUUCUAAACUUAAAUCCAAAAAUGGAAACACUUGUUCAACUCAAAAAUAACCCGUUCUUAAUGGGGCUGUGUCGCAAUGGGCCCCCACCUGACCUGCAAUAUGAUAACUCCUCAGAGCUCUUCCGCAUCUCUACCUUCGCCCGAUUCCCAGCUUCAGGAGUCACAGAGCGAAGUCUGGCGAGAGCAGGCUGGUUCUACACUGGCGUGGGCGACCGGGUGCAGUGUUUCAGGUGUAACGUGACAGCAGAGGGCUGGCAGGCCGGAGACUGUCCAACAGAGAAACACAGGCAGCUUUCUCCUUCCUGCUCCUUCAUCCAGAGCCUUCCUUCUACAGCCAACUUGCUCUCCUCCUCUCACUCCGCCUUCUCCCCACUACGCAUUGCUCCAGCCAUGCCACUUUCUGGUCCAGGCCCAGCCGCUCCUAAUCCGACAGUAAGCCAAGGUGAUGAGCCAGUCUACCUAAAUAUGGGCUUCUCCGCUCCACCGCCCUCCAGCCCACUCAGCUCUCGUGGCGUAGAGGACAUGUCCCACCAGAGACCAACAUGCCACAACCCUAGCAUGCGCAGAGAGCAGGACCGCCUGGACUCCUUCCACCCCUGGACACUCUCCAUUAUAACUCCCGCUGAGCUCGCCAAGGCGGGCUUCUACUACCUGGGCCAGGGCGACAGAGUGGCCUGCUUCAGUUGCGGAGGACAGUUGAGUAACUGGGAGCCAGGUGACAGAGCCGUAUCCGAGCACCAGAGGCAUUAUCCAAACUGUCGUUUUGUGCGGGGGGACAGAGCAGACAACGUGUCGCUGGCUGGAGCUGCGUCCGGAGGAGUUACUUCCCAGCUGUCUUCUGGAGCCCCAGCUCUCAGUAAUGUGUCCAACCCUGCCAUGCAGCAGAGCGAAGAGAGGCUGCUCACUUUUGUCAACUGGCCGUCUCGUAUCCCUGUUCGGCCCGACCAGCUGGCUAAAGCUGGCUUCUACUAUGUCGGUCGUAACGAUGACGUCAAGUGUUUCUGCUGCGAUGGCGGCCUGCGAUGCUGGGAGUCCGGAGAUGACCCUUGGGUGGAACAUGCAAAAUGGUUCCCUCGGUGUGAAUAUUUGCUCCAGGAGAAGGGACAAGAGUUUGUUCACCAGAUUCAGGCUCGCUUCCCGCGGCUGUUUGAACAGCUCUUAACAAAUGGAGACAGCAGCUCCAGAGAGUUUGUGGAUCCACCUGUUGUUCACCUCGGUCCAGGAGAGGAGCGGUCUGAGGAUGCUGUCAUGAUGAACACCCCCGUGAUCAAGUCUGCUUUAGAGAUGGGCUUUGAGCGUAGUCUAGUCAAGCAAACAGUACAGAGCAAGAUCCUGACCAGUGGAGAGAACUACAGAACAGUCCAGGAGCUGGUUUCAGACCUGCUGAGUGCCGAGGACCAGAAGAGGGAGGAGGAGCGAGAGAUGCUGGCGGAGGCGAUGGCAUCAGAUGGUUUCACCUUUGUGAAGAGACACCAGGCAGCGCUGAUUCAGCGACUGAAGAGUGUGGAGCCAGUGUUGGACCAUUUAAGAGAGCAAAAUGUCAUAUCAACAGAGGACUAUAGUGGUCUCAAAGCUCAGACGUCGGCUCAGCAGCAAACCGCCAGGCUGAUAGAGCUCAUCCUCACCAAGGGAAACGCAGCAGCCGAGGUCUUCCGCAACUGGAUCCAGAAAAACGACGUGCACCUGCUCAGAGAUCUCAUGGCUCAAUCAAAUGAAGCUGCAUCACCGAGUCAAGACCUAUCAGACCUGCCCAUGGAGGAGCAGCUGCGGCGCCUGCAGGAGGAGCGAACCUGCAAAGUGUGUAUGGACAAAGAGGUCAACAUCGUCUUCAUCCCAUGUGGACACCUGGUGGUGUGCAAAGAGUGCGCGCCAUCGCUGCGAAAGUGCCCCAUAUGCAGAGGCCUGGUUAAAGGCACGGUCCGAACCUUCCUCUCAUAACCAGCAGUCUCAUGUGUCACAGCGAUGUGAUUAAGUGAAUGUAAGCAAUACCAUAUAAACUUAUAUUUAUUGAUUAAAGCAGGAAGGUGGUUCAUCUUUUCUUUUGUGCCUCUGUGAUAUAUCUUACCAUGUUAAUCCUUUUUCUACAUUUAUCUUAAUAAUUACAUAUCACUGAACAAUGGAACUUUAUCUGACAGAUGUAAGAAUACACUAAGUAAUACUCUUAAUAUUAAUCAAGGCUAUUAAUGGGUAUAUUUCCACAUUAUUGCUUAAUACCACAACAUAGGAAAAUGUUUGAAAAAUAUAAUCUGAUCAGUGCAUUGACCUGUGUUCUGUUAUUACAAUAAACUUAACAUAUUCAAAACUGAACUUC
Epinephelus moara (kelp grouper) is the source of this 3259-nucleotide messenger RNA. It is a transcript of the gene birc2, whose product is annotated as baculoviral IAP repeat containing 2. Gene Ontology annotation, molecular function: cysteine-type endopeptidase inhibitor activity involved in apoptotic process; ubiquitin protein ligase activity. The coding region runs from base 970 to 2886 and encodes 638 amino acids. Gene Ontology annotation, biological process: regulation of cell cycle; negative regulation of apoptotic process; positive regulation of protein ubiquitination. NCBI's taxonomy places the organism in Eukaryota, Metazoa, Chordata, Actinopteri, Perciformes, Serranidae. The transcript has 13 exons. Gene Ontology annotation, cellular component: cytoplasm; nucleus. The record is from RefSeq and is a predicted model, not a curated record.